ACUUGUUUCAGCUUUGGCCAGGGACAUGCUGUGUUUGCCCCAAGUUUCCUGUUUAGUAGGCCAUCAGAACAGCAGUAUCGUGCCUGAGUCAGUGUUCCCAGUAGGGACCAGUUGGGUAUGCUUAGGGCAUACUGGAGGAGAGGGCCAGACAGACAGUGAGAAGCCUCCUGUACCAAUACUGCAUUCCCAAAGGUGCUCCUAGUUUCCUCGUCGCUGUUGCCACUCCAUUAUCCUCCCUCUCGCUGGGGACAGGAAUCUGGGAUGAGUGUCAAUUGCUUCAGCAGACAUGGAUUUGAAUCAGCUGGAGGCUUUUCUCACUGCCCAAACCAAAAAACAAGGUGGCAUCACAUCAGACCAAGCUGCAGUCAUUGCAAAAUUUUGGAAGAACCACCGAAUGAAGAUCCACGAGAGCCUGAUCGAUCAGAGCCGUUGGGAUAACGUCCUGAAAAACAUGAACUGGCGAGUGGAUCUGAAGUCACAGUCGAGACACAUUGAUCAGAUAAACACUCCUGUUGCAAUAGUUGAAAUGGAACUGGGAAAAAUUGGGCAGGAGUCGGAGUUCCUCUGUUUGGAGUUUGAUGAGGCCAAGGUGAGCCAGAUGCUGAAGAAGCUCUCAGAAAUAGAGGAGAGCAUGAACUCAUUGACUCAGACCACUUAACCAAAUAAAGAGAUUGGAACUCAGAAAAUGAA
Strigops habroptila (Kakapo) is the source of this 690-nucleotide messenger RNA. RefSeq names its product copper metabolism domain containing 1 (gene COMMD1). Gene Ontology annotation, cellular component: endosome. The transcript has 3 exons. The coding region runs from base 287 to 658 and encodes 123 amino acids. Gene Ontology annotation, biological process: copper ion homeostasis; regulation of proteasomal ubiquitin-dependent protein catabolic process; negative regulation of sodium ion transmembrane transport. Lineage: Eukaryota; Metazoa; Chordata; Aves; Psittaciformes; Psittacidae. The record is from RefSeq and is a predicted model, not a curated record.